Molecule: messenger RNA, 2961 nt
Organism: Drosophila elegans
Lineage: Eukaryota; Metazoa; Arthropoda; Insecta; Diptera; Drosophilidae
Product: periostin
Exons: 10
Coding region: 103-2811 (902 amino acids)
Biological process (GO): extracellular matrix organization; cell adhesion
Cellular component (GO): extracellular matrix
Molecular function (GO): cell adhesion molecule binding
Source: RefSeq, a predicted model, not a curated record
GGGCAGUUAGUUUUAAACUGCGACUUGUAGCGGCAACAUCGUCGGAUCAAGCAACCUUUUACCAAUUCCUCCCAACUGAGGCUCAAGAUUGUGAUACCAAACAUGCAACGGCUGUGGGCAUGCCUGCUCCUCCUGGGAUCCAUCCAGAUCCAGGCGGUUCCAUUCUACGGCGAUUCAAGCUCUGAUGCUGAAUUCGAGGACUCGGCGGAAUCUUCUCCCGAAUCCUCUGAUAAGUCCAGCUUUAUGCCACACCUAACCCACCCAUUGCCGCUGCAUCGCAAUCCGUUUGCGCCCCUGCCACUCGCACCACUCCAGCCACUAGAUCCACUGCAUGCCCAGGCCUCGCAGCGGAUGGCGAGCGUCUGGAACGGCCCCGGCGGCCCUUCCCCGCUGGCCCAACAGCUCCACACCUCUCACCUGUUGCCACUAUUCAGCAGCGAAUUCGACACCGAGUUCGUGCCCCUGGAGCACCAGCAGCCGCCACAGGGACGCCAGGAGACGGGAGCCACCGUCCCCGCUCAAGCCCCAGCGGGUGUGGAACAGAAGCCCUUCAAUGUGGAUACCAUAACCACGGAUGUGAAUGCACCGAAUCCGGCCAUAUUCUUCCAGCAGUCGUUCCCCUUCUUUGGCAAUGAGUUCUUCAAUUCGUUUGGCGGCUUUGGCUUUGGCGCUGCCCAGGAGCCCUGGUGGAAGGGCCCCAAUGUGUGCACCGAGAAGGAGGAAGACGAGACCGUGGCCACUGAGACGGAGGCUGAAGAAACAGUGGACACCUUUGGCCAGGAACGUGAUGGCGUUACCAAUGUGGUGCGAUCCCCGCUCUUUGGCCAGUUCCAGUUCAGCGUGAACUCCUGUGCCGAGAAGCCCAACAAGCACGUCUGCACAAAGAUCGUUAAUCAAAACGGCAAGAAGAAAACGCUGACGUUGACCCGCCAGUGCUGCUAUGGAUAUGGACGCCCCAGGAACGCCGAUUUCACAACGCCCUGCGAGAAGAUCGACAUCAAGGACGUGGAGGCCACGGCCAGUGACAUGGGUGCCAAGCAGUUCCUCGAGAGCGCCCGCACUGCCGGCGAGUUGGCCGAGAUGCUGGGCGGAGGCAGUGGCAAGAAGGUGACCCUUUUCGUGCCCAACGAUGCGGCCUUCUUGGAGUACCGUGGACACCACCAGCAGGAGAACAAUGUUGAAGAUGCCAAGACCGAGGCCUCCAAGCCUUCCAUCUACAAACUGCACGCGGUUCUCGGCGAAGUGCAGCUGGAGGAUGUGCCCAACGAGAAGCUGCUGCAGACGGAGCUGCCCGACCAGAGGAUUCGCAUCAACAGCUACCAGUUGCCGGCGGCUUUGGGCUUGGAGCCCUACCGCUAUGCCGCCAACUGUGUGCCCAUCGAGAAGCACGACAAGCUGUCGGAGCAGGCCCUCGUCCACACCCUGGGCGGAGUGCUGAAGCCGCUGACCAAGAACAUAAUGGACAUCAUCAGGGAGCGGGCGGAUAUGUCCAUCAUGCGCACCGUCCUGGAGAAGACCAAUCUGAGUGCCAUGCUGGAGGAUGACAAGCCGGUGACCAUCUUCGUGCCCACGGAUGCCGCCUUCGACAAGUUGGAACCACAUCUGCGUCGUGCUCUCAAGGAGGGUCGUGGCUGUGCCUCGAACAUUCUGAAGAACCACUUGCUGGACCUCACCUUCUGCUCGCUGGCCACUGUUCCGGGUGCCAAGACGACGGCCUACAAUCUGCUGGGAGAGCCCCUGCUCCUGAACCGCACCCAACUCACUGCAAAUCAGACUGGACCCGCUCCGAUCUACAUUAAUAAUCUGGCCAAAAUCAUAGACGCCGACAUCAUGGGCACCAAUGGUGUCCUGCACGUGAUCGACACCAUCCUGCCCACGGAGUCUGCGCUGCCCAUGACCUCGCUGAUGUCGCAGAAGAACCUGACCAUCUUCCAGCGCCUGCUGGAGGCCUCCGGCUUUGAUGAUCAGUUCGAUGAUCUGGACAACGUGACCAUUUUCGCACCCACUGACAAGGCUCUGCAGCACACGGAGUGGGCCCGCAUGCUGGAGGAGCAGCCGGAGCUACUGAAUCACAAUUUGGAUCUGCUGGAGUUCCUUAACUACCAUGUGGUCAAGCCCAUGAUUAAGACCUGUGACCUCUCGGAGAAAUCGUUGCCCACCGUGGCGGGAUCCAGUGUGCGCCUGAACCUCUACUCCACGCAUGCCCUCUUCUCGGACGUGAUGAACCGGGCCACGGUCAACUGCGCCCGUCUGGUGCACUUCGACGACGAGAGCUGUGGCUCCGUGCUCCAUCAGGUGGAUCGUGCCCUGGCGCCACCCAAGAACAACAUGCUCAAGCUUCUGGAGGGUAAUCCCAACUACAGCAAAUUCCUGGAACUGGUGCGCAAGGCUAAUCUUACCCAGCUGCUGUCCAACAAUUCGAGGAGUCUCACUCUGCUGGUGCCCAAGAACGAUGUCUUCGAGGAGCUGAGCGAGUCGGGCGAGGGCUCCAAGCCCACCGAUCCCGUGGCCCUGGUCAAGACCCACAUCGUGGAGGACGUGGUCUGCUGCGCCGGUAUUAUACCCACCAACUGGCCAUUUGUCCGCUCCAUCGAGUCCAUCUCCGGCCAGCAUCUGCGCAUCACCCGCGACCGCCGUCCCAAGAUCGAGAACGCCGGCGUCACCAAGUGCGAUGUGGUGGCCACCAACGGCAUCCUGCACGAGAUCAACGACAUCAUCGUGCCCCGGCCCCAGCGCCAGCAGCAGCGGCCCCAGCUGAUCCCCCCCGGUGGUGGCUAUCAGCCCCAGGGCGACUUCGACGUCUUCUUCUGAGCGGUGCGCGUCCCUAUCUCAUGCAUAUGAUAUAUAAAGCAUAUAUUUAUACUUACUCUUAACGAUUUGUCAAUUGAUUGGAAGCCACAACAAGCUCAGAAUCUUCUCUGAUAAAUAAAAUAAAAUAAAAUAAAUAGUAUUAAAAACAAA